AUGGCCGACCCAGUUGCGGAGCUGCCUGUGUAUCAAGAGAAACACCUCUCGGACGAGUCGAUUGAUGUCAAGAACUUGGUCGAGGAUGCCGAGAUCGAAGUGGACGAUGCCAAGAUGACGAAGGAGGUGGAGGAGAUGGAGGACAGGCUCGCCAACGACGAGGCGAGCGAGGACGAGUACCGUGUCGAAGAAGCAUACGAGGUCGCCGUGAAGGUCCUCUCCACCAAGGACGACCCUGAGCUCCAGGCGGUUACCUUUCGCACCAUCGUCCUUGGCCUUGGCUUCUCUGCAUUCGGCGCUGUGCUUGCUCAAAUCUACUAUUUCAAGCCUCAGACGCUUACCGUCUCCACCCUUCUCCUGCUGAUAUUGUCAUACUGGUUCGGUAAUGGCAUGCAUAUUCUGCUCCCGUCGAAGGGCAUCUGGCGGUUCCUCAACCCUGGUCCGUUCAACAUCAAGGAACAUGUCGCUAUUAUUAUCAUGUCGUCCACGGCGGCUACCUCUGCGGUCGCCAUCCAGGUCAUUUCCGUCCAAGAGUUGUAUUAUAAUAACAACAUGAAUGCCGGGGUCGCGAUUUUCACCCUUAUCGGGUCGCAGUUGAUUGGCUACGGAUAUGCAGGUCUCCUGCAGGAUGUGCUGGUGAAGCCGACUAAGUGCUUCUGGCCGUCAAACAUUUACACUGCGAACCUGUUCCAGGCACUGCACUAUGACAGGCAGAUGACAUCCAAGCGUGUCCGCUUGUUCUGGACAGUGUUUGCCCUGCUCUUCUGCUGGGAGAUAUUUCCGGAAUGGAUUUUCCCGGUCCUGACGGGCGUAUCCGUCUUCUGCUUGGCGGAUAACCACAGCUCCGUGGUGCGCAACAUCUUCGGCGGAGCGUCGAACAACGAGGGCAUGGGCCUGCUCGCGGUGUGCUUCGACUGGAACCUGAUCAGCAGCACGUGCCUGUGGUCGCCCCUCUGGCUGCAGUUGAACCAGGACAUCGGGAUUUUCUUUACGUACAUCCUGAUGGCGGGCGUUUACUAUGGGAACAUAUGGAAGGCGAAGCAGUUCCCGUUCAUGAGCCAAGCCAUCUUCGCCGAGAACGGCUCACAGUAUGACCAAACGGCAUUGCUAACUGACGGCAAGUUCGAUGCGACCAAGUAUGCUGAACUUGGGCCCGCGUACUUCUCAGCAACCAAUGCGCUCUACCUGAUCACGUCGAAUCUGUCGCUUGGUGCGAUUGUCACGCAUGUCGCGCUGUACAACUGGAAGGACCUCAAGCCCUUCGUGUUGUCUCUCAACCCGUGGAGCAAGACGCAGUUCUUGGUACACGAUGCGCACUAUGAGAAGAUGAAGGUGUACAAGCAGAUUCCGCGCUGGUGGUACACCGCCGUAUUGCUGGCCGCCUACGGGAUUGCCCAAGCAACUAACUAUACUGGCGAGUCUGGGUUACCAUGGUGGGCGCUCACAGUGCUCCUCAUCAUUGGCUUCGUCUUCUGCGCACUGUACUCUACUCUCGCUGCGACGAUUGGGUUCACGGAAUUCAACACGUCCGGCAAUGGGUUCUUCCAGAUGAUCACUGCGUAUAUUGUCCCUGGACGGCCUGUGGCGAAUAUGUAUGGUGCCAUGUACGGCGCGCACCCGAUGCAGCAGGGUAUAUUGUUCUUGCAGGAUUUGAAGCUUGGACAGUACUGCAAGCUAGCGCCGCGUGUGACGUUCUGCAUGCAAAUGGCUGGAACUGUCGUCGGCGCCAUCCUCAACUACAUCAUGAUGCUGUCCAUCAUCAAUGCUCAGCGGCCUGCCCUGCUCUCCAUUGCUGGUACCCGUCUCUGGUCCGGACAGAACGCACAAUCGUACAACUCCAACGCCAUCUCCUGGGGGGCGCUUGGUCCUGAGAUGUUCGGUCCCCAUUCCACCUACCGCAUGGUCCCCAUCUCGUUGGCCAUCGGGCUCGUCCUGCCGAUCCCAUUCUACAUCGCCUACCGCAUCUGGCCCAAGGCUGGCUUCCAGAACCUCAACACGUCCAUCAUCAUGCAGUACUCAUGUUACCUGUCUGUCGGAGUGAACACGUCGGUUAACACGGGUAUGGCGCUUGGUAUCCUCUCCCAGUGGUGGAUCCGUACACGUUACCCGAGAUGGUUCACGAAAUACAACUACAUCGUCGCCGCUGCGAUGGAUGGCGGCACUCAGGUCGUCAUCUUCAUCUUAAACUUUGCCAUCUUCGGUGCUGCUGGAAACGCGCAUAGUUUCCCAGAAUGGUGGGGUAACGACCUUAAUCUGUCCGCUGAUCGCUGUUUAGCUCCGGCGUGA
This is a messenger RNA of Laetiporus sulphureus 93-53, 2286 nucleotides long. RefSeq names its product OPT oligopeptide transporter. Gene Ontology annotation, molecular function: oligopeptide transmembrane transporter activity. Lineage: Eukaryota; Fungi; Basidiomycota; Agaricomycetes; Polyporales; Laetiporaceae. The transcript is spliced from 22 exons. The record is from RefSeq and is a predicted model, not a curated record. The coding region runs from base 1 to 2286 and encodes 761 amino acids. Gene Ontology annotation, biological process: transmembrane transport.